Kalmanozyma brasiliensis GHG001 is the source of this 1692-nucleotide messenger RNA. RefSeq names its product Ketopantoate reductase ApbA/PanE, C-terminal. Gene Ontology annotation, molecular function: 2-dehydropantoate 2-reductase activity; NADP binding. NCBI's taxonomy places the organism in Eukaryota, Fungi, Basidiomycota, Ustilaginomycetes, Ustilaginales. The transcript has a single exon. Bases 1 to 1692 code for a protein of 563 amino acids. The record is from RefSeq and is a predicted model, not a curated record. Gene Ontology annotation, cellular component: mitochondrion; cytoplasm.
AUGAGGUAUCACGUCCUCGGCGUCGGGUCGAUAGGCUCUCUCAUCGCCUUCCACCUCAAGCGCUCCGUCAAGCUUCAACGACAGCUCCUACAACCUGGACCAUCGUCGAGCAAGUCGCGGCGAGAGCUUCUGCUGUCCAACCUGUCUAACAAGGCUCCACCACAGAGGCAAGGCACCAUCGUCUCGUCGCUCAGCCACCCGCCCUACAUCCAGUCCGAGCUACCAGACCCAUUGCAGACGUCUGUCACUCUACAUCUGCGUAGGAAAGCUUUUGGGAGACAGGCAAAGCAACGCUAUGUCAACUCGAUCAUCGUCGAGCAAGACGGUGUAAGGGACAUUGAAGGUGGAUUUCAGACCGAUUUCAACUCGAGUCCUACAGAUGUGAUUGCGUCCAUCGUACGGCGCAACCGUGCAAACGAGACGCAGCAACAAGAAGAGGAAGACGGGGAAGACCGAUUCUUGAUAUCACGUACGCCCACAGGGUCACCGUCCGAUACCCCAUCAAUACAGGAGCAAACUUCGUCGAAAACACCGAUUCCAGAUAACGACGGUGGCAUCUCGCUCAUAUCCACGCUCGAAAGCACAUAUCAGCAACCACGGGCCAGUCCGAUCGACAGCUUAAUCAUCACCACCAAGUGCGACACCACGCUCUCGGCUUUGGAAAGCAUUCGACACCGAAUCCACCCAUGGUCCACCAUUGUCCUGCUCCAGAACGGCAUGGGCGUACUCGAUACGCUCUUCGACACCUUCUUCAAGGAUCCCGAGUCACGACCCAACUUCAUCCUGGCCUCGACCACGCAUGGGUGUUGGAGGAAAGGACCGUUGGAUAUCAUGCAUGCCAGUCCUGGUGCACUGCAUUUCGGUAUCGUGCCGAGCGGUCGGGCAGGAUCAGAGGGAUUUGAGGCAGAGAAAGUCCCAUUUGGCCACACAAUUGCGACUGUCAAAGGUGGCCUGCUGCCGACAAUAGGAUCAGCGGCGAGCAAGAAGGCGAGAGGAUGGGAGAGGUUUGCGCCCGACGCAGAUGCCGACCCGCAGAAGGAGCUGGAUCCGAACUCGCUCUCUUCGAAGCUCUCGAUUGGCAGCAUUCCUGACCAGCCGAACCUUCGCACGUUGAGAGCGACCGUCGCAGGUCUGCUCUCGCUCCCGCUCAACGUCGAAUGGGAGCCCAUUCGCGAAUUUCAGCUCCGCGCGUUGCGCAAAGUCGUCAUCAACGCCUGCAUCAACCCUCUCACCGCGCUUGCCGACUGCAAGAAUGGCGAUCUGUUCGGCAACCCUGCUGCUAUGGACGCCAUGUGGUCGGUGUGUCUCGAAGCGGGGAUGGUGCUUGAAGCGCAGGUACGCGAGCACCUCUCGUCUUCCUCUGACGCCUCGAAGCGGAAAUCAACAGCAGGUCUAUCAACAGAAGAUCUGCUGAUCCUCUCCACAGAGACAGGCGAACCCAUGCUACACCCUUCGUUGACGCCCCAAGCGCUGUUUCAGGAGGCGCAACGAGUGGCAAGGAUGACAGCCGCCAAUUGGUCCUCGAUGCACGCCGACCUCAAGAAGCGCAGAGGUAGCACCGAGAUCGACUACAUCAACGGCUACAUCUCGGCGCUGGGCCGAGGAUACAACAUCGACACGACGGCCAACGACCUUUUGACCAACAUGAUCAAGUUGAAGACGAGCAAGGUUACGGGCUCGGGUAGAUUCUGA